Globicephala melas (long-finned pilot whale) is the source of this 3011-nucleotide messenger RNA. It is a transcript of the gene RASSF10, whose product is annotated as Ras association domain family member 10. Gene Ontology annotation, biological process: signal transduction. NCBI's taxonomy places the organism in Eukaryota, Metazoa, Chordata, Mammalia, Artiodactyla, Delphinidae. The record is from RefSeq and is a predicted model, not a curated record.
GAGCCCGAGCCCGCGCAUGCUGCUCCGGGAGCGCGCCGUCCAGGCCGAGCACCGCCGCAGCUUGCCUUCUCUGCGCAGCUGGGAGAAGGGCCGGUGCUGACGAGGACGAGGAUCCCGAGCUCCAAUCCCUAUUCAAGAGCUGCCGGGCUGCCCGCUGCCCCAGUGGGGCUCGGCCCCUCCCGCCACCUGCGUCCCGGUUGAGCCAUGGAUCCUUCGGAGAAGACGAUAUCGGUGUGGAUCUGCCAGGAGGAGAAACUGGUGUCCGGUCUCUCCCGUCGCACCACUUGCUCGGACGUAGUGCGGGUGCUCUUGGAGGAUGGCUGCCAGCGGCGACGCCGGCAGAGGCGAGGCCGGCGGCGGGGCAUAGCUGGCGACCCGCCAGGCCCAGGGGAGCUGCCGGAACCCCUGGACGAGGACGACGAGGACGACGACGCGCUGCCUCAGGGCAUGUUGUGCGGGCCCCCCCAGUGCUAUUGCAUUGUGGAGAAGUGGCGGGGCUUUGAGCGCAUCCUGCCCAACAAGACGCGCAUCUUGCGCCUCUGGGACGCCUGGGGUGACGAGCGAGAGAACGUACGCUUCGUGCUGGUGCGUAGCGAGGCGUCGCUGCCCAACGCGGGACCCCGCAGUGCCGAGGCGCGCGUUGUGCUCAGUCGCGAGCGCACCUGCUCCGCCCGGGGCGUCCCGGCGCGGCCCAGCCUGGCCCUGACCCAGGAGAAGCAACGACGGGUGGUGCGGAAGGCGUUCCGCAAGCUGGCCAAGCUCAACCGGCGGCGCCAGCAGCAGCCGUCGUCGCCUUGCUCGUCCACUUCCUCGUCUACAGCCUCGUCCUGCUCGUCGUCGCCGCGGGCCGCCGAGAGCGCGUCGGUGGAGCGCAUGGAGACGCUGGUGCAUUUGGUGCUCUCCCAAGACCACACCAUCCGUCAGCAGGUGCAGCGGCUCCGGGAGCUGGACCGAGAGAUUGACCGCUACGAGGCCAAGGUGCAUCUGGACCGCAUGCGGCGGCACGGAGUGAACUACGUGCAGGACACCUACUUGGUGGGCGCAGGCAUCGAGCUCGACGGGCGCGGCCCGGGAGAGGAGCCGGCGGCGGCGACGGCGGCGCCGGCCCUGGACGGCGAGGCUCAGGCGGUCGAGCUGGAGGAGCUGGCCCAGCGCUGCGAAGACCUGCUGCGGUUGCAGGAGCAGCGGGCCCAACAGGAGGAGUUGCUCGAACGCCUCUCAGCCGAAAUCCAGGAGGAACUGAACCAGAGGUGGAUGCGGAGGCGCCAGGAGGAGCUCGCAGCGCGGGAGGAGCCCCCGGAGGCUGAUGGCGGCCUCGACGGUGAGCUGCUGCUGGAGCGGGAGCGGGUCAGGACGCAGCUCAGCACCAGCCUCUACAUCGGGCUCCGGCUCAACACGGACCUUGAGGCCGUCAAGUCGGACUUAGAUUACAGCCAGCAGCAGUGGGACAGCAAGGAGCGCGAGCUACAGGGCCUUCUCCAGACUUUGCACUCGUUGGAGCUGACGGUAGUUCCCGAUGGGACUCCAGUCUCGAGCGGUCCCUCGCAGGAACCCCGGCCUCAGGCCUGCGCAGAGGUGUGGGUGGACCAGGCCCGCGGACUGGCCAAGAGCUGUCCUGGUAACGACGAGGACUCGGAUACCGGGCUGAGCUCUAUGCACAGCCAGGACUCGGACUCGGUGCCUGUGUGCGAAUCCCUUGUGUAGGAGGAGCAGAGCGGGGAGAGGGAGACGGCCGAUUCUCCCUUCUUUGUAGGCAGCACCGGCUUGACCGGCUCAGGGACUUGAAACCAGGCGGGGAGUGGGCCCGGACCUUCUGCCGGGCAGCAGCGCUCUGACUGGGCGAGGGAGGGCAGGGGACGCCUGCUCGGCAGCGGCGCUCCUCUGGCCUUGGAGUGAAUGUGGAGGAUGAUAACUAGACGAGGAAGCAGGGUCUCCAUUACAAGCUCUUUCAGGGGAAGAAAGGAGGGAGGAGGUGAGAACCCCCUUAUGUUGGAAAACAAAUGCUCCAGGAAGUUGACGUGGUCCGAGCCCAUUUUCCAAAAAAACAACAAAAAGAGUAUCAUGGAGAUUUCACCAAUCUUUUGUAUGGGAAGGACUGAUGGCAGCUGGAACUUUAGUUUGUGGUAUAAAGUACUUUUUAAAGAAACACUUGGAUGAAAAGGAAAUUCCUUGAAUGUUAAUUGUGACUGUGAACAUGUUAAAACUAGCCAAAGAGGACGCACUGGUGUUGGUCUCAGCCUUACUCACACCUUUGAUAAAACCCAUAGGCACCAAAAUCCUGGCUGUUUACAUUUAUGCAGAUUUGGGAAUUACCCAUCUGCUAAACUCUUUGCCUUUUAUUUUCUUUCAAAGACUAACUCUAUUUCCUCCUAGCAAAUACAGUAUAUGUUAAAAUGGGGUCCUUUUCCCAAAAUCACCUUUUAUUAUUAUAAAAGCCAAACCUAACCCUUGGAGAUACAGAAUCGUGGUAGACAUAACCCCUGGUUAAAAUUUAAUCUAGGCCCUUUGAGAUUUGCUCCUGCAAAGGUAUGUGUGUUGUCCUUUUAUUCUUAUUGCCACUUCAUUCCCUUCAGACACUGUUAUUUCAGAAAAAAUAAAAGGGAAGUUGCAGAAUCCAAGUACAACUACAUUUGCUGUUUAAUGAGCACUCUGGUUGAAAGGUAAGCCUUGAAAGCAAAGAUCUUUGUUAGUAUUCAGCUUUUUAACUAAGCUACGUGUAAAACCAACCAUGACCUCAACAGAUUUUACCAAACAAACCCAAGUCUAACUUCAGUAUCUUUGGUCAGAGAUUAAUUAGUUACUUGUCCAAACCUAAAUUGAGAUAGUGUAAAUAUCAAGGUUUACUAGAUAAGACCUGAAAAGAAAACAUAAAACAAUCUAAUAGUACACCUUAGGUGAAGAAUUUGGUUAACAACGGCAUGUAGCCAUAAAAGCAUAUAAAGGCAUAUAAAAUUGAGCUAAAGAUUCGACUUGAAUUACUCUUGUCUGGCUCACACCUUUGCAGACACCAC